Messenger RNA from Pelobates fuscus (common spadefoot toad), 4455 nucleotides. RefSeq names its product RELT TNF receptor (gene RELT). Lineage: Eukaryota; Metazoa; Chordata; Amphibia; Anura; Pelobatidae. Gene Ontology annotation, molecular function: protein binding. The record is from RefSeq and is a predicted model, not a curated record. The coding region runs from base 143 to 1408 and encodes 421 amino acids. Gene Ontology annotation, biological process: apoptotic process. The transcript is spliced from 11 exons.
GCACCGGGACAGCAGUAACUAUAGCAACAUCGCAUCGCCUAAAGCAGAGCGCGAGCCGGCACCGGGACAGCAGUAACUAUAGCAACUGCGCAUCGCCUAAAGCAGAGCGCGAGCCCAGCACUGACAGACGGUGUGGCAAAGAAUGUGUGUUAUUAACAUGAAGGGAAUGGAACGCUUUAUUGUAACGAUAAGUUUAUUAACCCUACUACUUUGGAGAGGAGGCUGCCAAUCAGACUGUGGUAAAUGGCAAUAUACAGAUGAAGAUGGGCACUGUGUGCCCUGUUUAGAAUGCCCUCCGGGAGAGGAGCCAGAUGGGGUGUGCGGUUUCGGAACUGGUGCUGGUGUUACCUGUCAGAAGUGCGGCCCUGGAAAGUUCUCCAGCCAUUCUGGAAUAUCAUUCUGUAACCCACACACUCUGUGCGAAAAGCGUAAGAGGGUUCAGCUGAAGGCUGGGACUCCCACAUCAGACGCACAGUGCGGAGACUGCCUGCCAGGGUUUUUCUCUCCAGUGGGAAAGUCCAAAAGCAUAAGCACCUGUUUCCAAUGCGCACUGGCCCCUCCAGACACAGUAGGAUGUGAAGGUUUACGGACACUCCGACCCCGACCACCACGCACCAUAGAUUCCUCCAGUACUUCUAAUAUCAAAAUGCCUUUAAACAACACACAGAAAGGAGUGAAGGAAGACUCUGGGACCGAGUAUGCUGUGCUGGCCAUUGUGCCCGUGUUUUGCAUGAUGGGGCUGAUGGGUAUCUUUCUCUGCAACCUGCUGAAGAAGAAGGGCUAUCAUUGCACGUCUCAGAAGGAACUUGACGAGGAAGAGGCCUCACCAGAGAAGAAUGGUAUUAGCCCGGCAUGCAUGUUGGAGGAGAAUGGUAAUGAAGAUACUAUUGGAGUCCUGGUGCGCCUUAUUACUGAAAAGAAAGAAAAUGCAGUUGCGUUGGAAGAGUUACUAAAAGAAUAUCAAAGCAAACCGAUGUCACCAGUCAACAAGGCCUCCCAAAAAUUGCACCUUCUCCCUCAGAUGCCCCACAUGUGCAAACACCAGAACCACGUGCACACAAUCCAGGGACAGGCCUCGCGUUCCGGCCUUUGCUGUUCUCGCUGUAGCCAAAAGAAAUGGACAGAUGUGCUGUUAUCCCCAGACUUGGCACCGGUCAGCAAUGUCACUAAAGCCUCCAGACCAGGGUGCAAGCCUGGAAGGACUGGGGAGAUCACCAUCCUCUCUGUAGGCCGAUUCCGAGUCGCCCGUAUUCCAGAACAGAAAGUUCCCCCUCCAGAGGUAAAAACCAUAUCAGACCAAAAUGUUCCUCGUGAGGAUGGCUCUGAGCAAAGGGGGCUGCUCUGUAACACUGUAAGGGCCAAGAACCGAAGCUUGGAAGACACCAGCAAGUUGGAGGAUGUUAUCUGACUCCUCCUGCAAGAAAACCUGUUUACUUACAAACGUCCACCCUUCUGGUGGGAGAGUCCUCCCGCUGGUCACCGGAGGACUCCCGAGGAAGUAGACCGUUUGCAGUCGGAGUGUGAAGCAGGCACGCUCUAUACUGGAAGACAUUCCAGGAGCCUUCAUCACAUUUUAAAGCAGAAUUCUUAGGUCUUUUUAAGAGAAUCCUAUUUUAUUCAAGGACUUUGCUGGAAUACUGCAUCUCACAUACAGACUGAAUUAAGUUGUAACGAAGUUUGGAGCACAGAGUGGUCGUUUUAUCAUCAGAGUUACUAGUUCUAAGAUUUAUGUUACAAAUAGAGCUUUAACAUGUUGAGUGCGGGAAUUGUAUUUAGAAGCACCCAGUAAGCAGCAAUUCCAACAUGUUCUACUGUGAAACCGUUGAAUUAAAAUGCUGUGAAUCUGUCGCCCCACUUGUGAUCCAACCGCACUGCGACAGAAAUCUUUGCCAUCAGAAGGAAGACUGGAAACCAUCCAUUUUAAUAUAUUGGGGAAUAAAAAGUGUUCUCCAUAAAAAAAAAAAAAAGAAAAUGCUACUGUUUAUUUUUUGGUUUUUAUUUUUCACAAAAUUGUCUUGAAAUAUGACGUAUGUUUGUUUUUAAAACAAUCGAUUUUACCACUCAUCCAUAUUGGGCACCUGAUGGUCUCAACCCGUUAACGGAGUUCUUGUAUGACAUUCUUCUCUCUUUUUGUAUUCUCAGAAAGGAAUCAAUGAAACGUGUACAUUCAUGCAUCCCAGUGACCUCUUAGGAGAUCAUAGGUACUGCUUACAUUAAUUUAUUGAGGGGAAUGAGACCAAAUGGCAGCUUGGUUAUAUUCAUGGGGAGUAUUUCUUCUCAGGGUGAAGUAUCUGAAGUACAGGCUUGGUAAAUUGACCCAGACGUGGGGUCACAUAGCUGUUGGUCCCUGGUUAGUUCUCAACCAUUUCUGUUUUAGUGAACCAGUGUAUCUUGAUGUUUUUGUAUUUUUUUUAGGUGUGUGGAAGGGUUUUCAUUCUCUGUAGCCCCGGCAUAUCUAUUAACGUACCUUAACACUAUAGUCACCAAAACAACUUUAGCUUAAUAAUGCCAUUUUGGUGUAUACACCCUUGCAGUCUUACUGUUCAAGUCUCUGCCAUUUAGGAGUUGAAUCACUUUGUUUAUACAGCUCUAAUCACACCAUCCUGCAUAUAAUGGUCAUAGGCUUCUGCAAUACUUCCUGUAAAGUGAGAUCUAAUGUUUACAGUUCCUUUAUUGCACAUUCUAUUUAAAUUAGAAUGUAUUAUCGCCUGCUCUGUUAUUAGCCUUCUAAACUCUGCAGGAGCUUCCUGUGUGUGAUUAAAGUUCCAAUUUACAGAAAAGAAGAUAAACACUUCUAAAGCAAGUUACCAUCUGAUUGAAAAUGAAACCAUUUUGUUCUCAUACAGGCUGUGUGAGUAACAGCCAGGACAGGUGAGACUAGGGCUGCAUAAACAGAAAUAAAGUGAUUUAACUCCUAAAUUGGCAGAGAAUUGUGCAGUGAGACCGCAGGGGCCUGAUCUAUACACCAAAACUGCUUCAUUAACCCGAUGCUCUUUAGGUGUCUAUAAUGUCCUGUUAAGAAGUCUCCUUUUUACAACUCUGUAACCCGAACACAAUGGGAGAUCUGCAGUUGUCCAGUUUUGGAUGGAGCAAAUAAACUGUCACAUGCUGGUAUAGUUACCAAGAGGUCCGUCCAAGAGAUUAAAGAACAGAUGAGAUAUCAGAGCUAGCUACACAGAAGCCAUGUUCGGGGGGCUUCUAAUCUGGUGUCUUGGAUGACCUUGUCGGCAAGUAAUGUGUUCCCAGCUCAGGGCCAGAACUUCAUGUUCAGCAUUCGGAGUGAGAGAAAAAUGUACAGUGUGCUUUGUAAAUGUCCUUAGAUGCCCCUUGUUGGUUUUCAAAUGCAAAGAAGUUGUCUAUAACCUGGGGAUAGGUAGAUGAACUCUGCCAGUCAACUUGUUGGGUAGAAGUGCAUCAUGGGAUAUGUAGUUCCCCUCUUCUGGAUUAACAAUAUUUCCCAUCAGCACUGUAACCUUAUUAAGAGAUUUUAAUGAAAAACUAAAAAUCCUCCCUCCCCGUAAUUGUAAUGUCUGGAUCCUCCGCUGACCUGCACACUCCAUACAAUUAAAUAAAGAAGGACCCUCUUUAGACAAUACUGGGACAUUGCACUCCAGGGGUGCACAGCCUACUGUAUUCCAGAGGGACCCGAAUGUGUCUUAGUAAUCACUUGUCAGCCAUGUGCAGUGUUUGUUUGACAGUUUGUAACAUCCAUAAAAUCCCUAAGAAGCGAUCAGGGACGUUUUGACGUUGUCUACAGUUUAUUUAAUCCCAUUUCAAACAAAAAAUUUCAGAUAUUGUCAUAUCACUUCCCCUGCAAAGGAUACAUGUCUAUUGAACUGACCUGGCCUUUCCAUUAACAUUUCCUAACUGUGACCCAGAAACUGCCAUUAAUUACCAUGAUCUCCUCAAAAGGUCACAAUACUUCUGCAUUUGAUUUAUUUAUUUAUUGUUAGACCUGGCAUAAACAAUACUCGUCCUAGUUUCUUAAUCGUAGUUCCCUGUCCAUCCUCCAGUUCUGUACGGGUAGAACGUGUGAGCGAGCAGCGAGGGAAUGUGAAGGAAACAUUUUACAGACCGUUUUAAUCUCUCUUAUUUAUUUGUCAGUGCUGUAAAACCUUCUUUUACUUUACUGAACCCAUUUAUUUGAGUUUGCUUUAUGGAACGGUGAGCUGUGCGUUUCGCUCUAGUAUUUAACCCUCUCGAGCAAUCACAGGGUUAACGGAGACAUAAUGCCUUUAGUCUCCAGAUCUUACUUGAACCAUUUCUGUUUUUAUUUUAAUGUUUGUCUUUGACUAUUCAGUGUUGUUACCAUGGAGCUUUGUAUAGAAAAUAACAGAUAUAAUGACAUUUUCUCAGAUUGUAGCGACUAAACCCAAGGCCAGACACGGCUGGGAAUACAAUGUGUACCUAUUGGUCAUUAAAAGAGUUGCAUUCAUUUUAAAGUGGGAAUAACGG